AUGUGUAUCAAACCAGAAAGAAAUAUAACUCUCCUUUUUUAUACAGUCGAAAUCCAGCAUAUCGAUACUCUGCUCCACCUAGCAACAGUAGCAACAGCAACAACAGCAACAACCAAUUCAAUCAGUUUGAACCAGUAUCACAAGGUUCCUGCUCUGCUGCCACAUGUAGCCAAUCUACUGCCUCACCAAAGAGUUGCUCAAUCUUUCUUAAUACCGGAUAACUUGAAUGAGCAAUUGAUUAAGCGACAAGAAGCUGCUAUUCAGACCAAAUCAGGCAAAGAGUCUGGGUUGCCCGAUGAGGUGCACGUUUAUCAUUCAUUGUAUCCUUUAGAGGAAAAGGCAGGUAAAUUCUUUGGACAUCCUUCAUGGCUGUAUAAAGCCAUCUGUCGCACCAAUGGAAAGCCCUAUGUCAUGGUCAGAAUAGAAGGAUUUCGAUUGGUAAAUGAACAUGCAAUGACGAUGGUAAAGGAAUGGAAGAAGAUAAAACAUGCCAACAUUAUUUCAAUCAAGGAAGCAUUCACGACGCGUGCAUUUGGUGAUUCAUCAUUGAUAUUUAUCUAUGACUAUCAUCCAUGUUCUAUUACCUUGUUCGAGGCAUAUUUUACACCUCAAGCUCAGGCCUUACUUCAUGCUAGACUUCAAGCAACAGGUGGAACUGCCUUGCCUGUGCCCGAAACAACACUCUGGAGUUUUAUUACGCAGAUUGCUUCGGCAUUAAAGACUAUUCAUGCAGCAGGGCUUUCGGCCAGGACAAUAGAUAUUGGUAAAGUCAUCAUGACAAGUAAAAAUAGACUAAGACUGAGUUGUUGUGGUAUACUCGAUGUACUGCAAUAUGAAACUGCUUCACAAAAGGCACCCUAUUAUCAGCAAGAAGAUCUCUUGACGUUUGGUAAAUUAAUUGUCUCGCUUGCUUGCAAUUCGCUUCAGUCCUUUUUGAACUUACCUCAGUCCUUUGAGUAUAUUUCUACCUUUUACUCGGCCGAUUUAAAAAACGUUGUGUUUUAUUUGUUAAGCAAGCCAUCUCCUUUGAAAACAAUAGAUGAAGUCAUUCGCAUGAUUGGGCCUCGUCUACUGCAUGAAGUGAAUAGUACCCAAUAUUAUACGGAUACUUUAGAAUCCAACUUGGGAUUUGAAUUAGAAAACAGCAGACUUGUGCGAUUAUUAUCAAAGUUUGGAUUUAUUAACGAACGACCAGAAUUUAGUGAUGACCCAAGAUGGUCAGAAACAGGCGAUAGAUAUGUGAUUAAGUUAUUUAGAGAAUAUCUCUUUCAUCAGGUAAAUGAAGUGGGCGUACCUGUCAUAGAUAUGGCACAUGUUAUUUCAUGUUUAAACAAGUUGGACGCGGGUGUUGACGAAAAGAUUCUACUUACUUCUAGAGAUGAUGAAACAUCGAUCAUUGUGAGUUAUAAAGAAAUCAAAGAUUGUAUAAAUUCUGCCUUCAAUGAUCUUUAUUCUUCUUUCCACACAAACAAUAAUAAAACAAAGUAA
Messenger RNA from Rhizopus microsporus ATCC 52813, 1488 nucleotides. RefSeq lists its product as uncharacterized. The record is from RefSeq and is a predicted model, not a curated record. Bases 1 to 1488 code for a protein of 495 amino acids. The transcript has 10 exons. Gene Ontology annotation, molecular function: poly(A) binding. Lineage: Eukaryota; Fungi; Mucoromycota; Mucoromycetes; Mucorales; Rhizopodaceae. Gene Ontology annotation, biological process: mRNA processing; nuclear-transcribed mRNA poly(A) tail shortening. Gene Ontology annotation, cellular component: PAN complex; P-body.